Cetraspora pellucida is the source of this 180-nucleotide messenger RNA. NCBI's taxonomy places the organism in Eukaryota, Fungi, Glomeromycota, Glomeromycetes, Diversisporales, Gigasporaceae. The record is from the annotation of a GenBank genome assembly.
AUGACUGUAGAUGCAGUCUUAUAUUUUAGAAGUCACGACUAUUCUCCGAUAAUGGAUAAUAAUUAUGAUUUUUUUUUAAGAAUUGGUGUGGAUGGUAAAAGGGAAGUUGGUAAAUCUGGCCUUAUCCGCAAAUUUGCCCAAAAAGAUUUUAUAGAUGAAAGAUACGACGAAACUUUGCAU